AUGCAGAAUCCCGCUACAUACACCGUGAUUCACGUCUUCCAAUAUUUGCAUAACGAGAGCGACUAUAAUCGCCAACUUGAAUUUGCGUGGUCUAACUAACCAAGCCCCUGCUAACGUUUCCGUGUUGCCGCUAGAUGUUACUUUCUUCUAAUGCCAUAUUUAUCGUUCUGGCGUCGCUGUGUCAGCAACGCAUGCUGCACGAACCGAAGCAUGUCGUUAGAUAGUCAUGCCGCCGUACUCACGGACGCUGAACAUCAGCGUCCAUCCACCUCCGAUGAACGAGACGAAAGAUCAGAACCAGGGGGCUGGACCAUUCCAUUGGCACUGGCUGGAGUUACCUGUUGCCUAGGAUCGGCGCUUCCAGCAGGAUUUAAUAUAGGAGUAGUAAACAAUGCAGCCAAUUUAAUAGAACAAUUUUGCAAUGAAAGUAUUAAAGAAAGAUACGACGUGGACGUUUCCGAAAGUAGUCUGAAAAUAAUUUGGUCUACUGUUGUUUCGAUUUUUCUUAUCGGCGGUGUAACUGGUUCUUUUAUUGCUAGUUGGUUAGUAGACAAAUAUGGAAGGAAAAAAACUUUAUGCGUUGGAAAUAUAUUUGGUAUUCUAGGAGCUUUAAUGUUCAUUUUGAUACGUAGAUUAAAUUCAAUUGAACUCCUCCUGGCUGGCCGAUUAGUUGUGGGUCUUUCUGGAGGUUGUGCUACAUGCAUAGUACCAAUGUAUAUGGCAGAAAUAGCUCCUCUUAGAUUAAGAGGUGCUGUGGGAGUUUUAUGUCAAUUAGGAGUCACGUGUGGAGUAUUUCUCGGACAAAUCGCUGGACUAAAUACAGUUCUGGGUACUGUCAAUUCUUGGCAUUAUAUGUUAGCGGCGUUUGUUCCGCUUUGUGUAUGUGCUUUAGUACUCACGAUCACAAUUUUACCUGAGAGUCCAAAAUAUUUGUUCAUAAUUAAAGAAGAGAAACAAAUGGCCCUAGAUGAACUGAGUAGGCUACGUAAUAUGGAUAUAAUGCUUCUACACAUGGAAAUUGCCAAUUUACAACAAGAAAUAGAAGCAAAAGGAACAGCCGAACCUUGGACACUGAAACGCAUAUUGAAAGAUCCAAGUUUAAAGCUUCCAUUAUUUCUAAUUUGUUUAAUACAAUUUGGCCAACAAAUGAGUGGUAUAAAUGUUGUGUUCUACUACUCGAACUCUAUAUUUCUGAAUGCUGGGCUUGGUGACACUGGGGCAGAACUUGCUACUCUUGGAACUGGUGUGGUUAAUAUUAUAAUGGCUCUUGUAUCGGUACCAGUGAUGUCAUCCUUGAACAGGAGAGGCGUUCUGCUCACCAGUAUUUACUCGUGUUUCGGAUGUUUAAUAAUUCUAUGUAUAUCUAUUCUACUAAUUCAUGCAGCUUCGUCUAUGCCAGUCAUAUGCACUGUAACUAUAAUGGCUUAUGUCAUUUUUUAUGGUAUUGGUCUUGGUCCCAUACCGUAUUUCAUUGGAUCUGAAUUAUUCGACGUUGGUCCUAGACCAAUAGCCAUGGCACUCGGAAGUGUUUUCAAUUGGGGUGGAAAUUUCAUAGUAGGGAUGACGUUCCCAUCGGCUGAGACUCUUAUAGGCCCAUACACUUUCUUAAUAUUUGCUGGAUUUCUUAUAAUUUUGGGACAAACUGUUAGGAUAUAUUUACCCGAAACGAGAGGAAGGAGUACAAUGGACAUUGCAGCAUCCAUAAGUCAAGGUUUUCGAUCUAGACCAAAUUCCAGAACUGUUUCUUAAAUUAAAGAAACUGGAACACGAAGAACUUUUCUAUCACACCUUUCUGUGCGUAGAUAAGUAUGUACAUAGAAAACUUUUCAAUGAUGGACUUUAUAAGAUCAUUUCGUUUGUUAAACAUGCGAAUUUAUAAACUUCAAAGACAUAAUUUAUUCACAUGAUUAAUUCAAGUCCGCCUGUAAAUGUUUGCUUUAACGUUAAUUUAUUUAAAUACCAGAAAACAAAUGAUACGUUGGAAGGUAGACAUUUGUUUUAAGUAUUUUUAAUGACUUCGAACGCAUUAAGGUACCGUCGUAAAUUUGAGAUCCUAUGGACCUCGUUAUUUAAAUGACGGAUGAAUUAUUAAAUUAUGAAACACAUCGCUGUCUAUCUAAAAAAUUAAAAUUGAAAUUUACUCUAUUUCACUUUACGAUACAUGGAAUAUUAUUAACAAUCAUAACAUUUUUACUCCCGUAUAUCUCUGGGACAACUAUAAACAUAUACAAUUAGUCUAUCUUUGGUUGUGUUAAUUUUUUAAUCUACUGUAUAAUUGAUCUAGCUUUUCAUAAAAUACCAAACAUAGCACAGUGUGUGGCGCUAUUCUCAUCCACGUCGGAACGAGCCCUUUAUAUAAACCGGUCACUCCUUCCGUUCGAAAUAUUUUUAAGAAUGCGUCCACAAGACCGCCGUACAAUGCACCUUUACCGCCUACUUCGGUUCCUACACGUACAAUACAUACGAGACUUAUCGAAUUUCGUUUUUAUCGCUAUUAUCAAAGUAAUCUGAUAUUAUUAAACGAAGAAUGACUUACGUUGAUUGUAUAGUCUUGUCGCUAAAACAUCGAAUGGCUGUAUCGUAAGCGCCACGCAACUACCACCGAUUGCAGAGGCCACGAAUGUCAAUAAUAUCGGCUGGUCUGUUAGUAUCUAGGAAAAAUAACAAUCUUUCCAAUAUGCCUUAUACUCUGAGCAAUGCACGAGAUACUCACGUCUAGCGAACGUAGCCAAUCUGCAGCUAAGCCGAAUGUAGUUAAUUGUGUAGCAGAGCCUACGAAAAGGCGUGGUACGCCAGCAUACCAACCACGAUACAAAGCAGCAAUUCCACCUUCUUUCCAUAAAGACUUAAUAGUGCACCAUGUGCCCAUAUGAUUAUGCUGAUGACCUACAGCUAUGGACUGUGCUGAUUGUGAUUGUAACUGUGUUUUAAUCUGUUACAAUGCAAAAAUAGUCUAUGACAUCAAAUUACCCUACAAUCGAUGGAGGUGUUCUUAGCAAAAUACCUUAUUGCAUUAAAAUAUCAAUAUACUGUAAGUUAACAAUAGCUUGAUUCUUUGGAUAUAUAAAAUGAUUACAAAAUAUAAUUAUGUACAAAGUAAUACGAAGAAGAAGUAAAGAUAAUUGGUUACCAUGUAAAAUGGACUACCGAGGACUGCUCCCAUACAUCCAGACAAUCCAGUUACUAUUACAGUGCUGAAUAUAGCAGUGUCUCCUUUCUGAUUAGUUAUAAGCUCAUGAUUUUUUGCUGUAUUAUACACACCUAACCGUAUUCCAUUAAGCACCACUUGAAAAUAAAGGGCUGGCACGA
Molecule: messenger RNA, 3309 nt
Organism: Nomia melanderi (Alkali bee)
Lineage: Eukaryota; Metazoa; Arthropoda; Insecta; Hymenoptera; Halictidae
Product: solute carrier family 2, facilitated glucose transporter member 3
Biological process (GO): monosaccharide transmembrane transport
Cellular component (GO): membrane
Molecular function (GO): hexose transmembrane transporter activity
Source: RefSeq, a predicted model, not a curated record